Pipistrellus kuhlii (Kuhl's pipistrelle) is the source of this 1781-nucleotide messenger RNA. It is a transcript of the gene SLC25A21, whose product is annotated as solute carrier family 25 member 21. The coding region runs from base 471 to 1370 and encodes 299 amino acids. The transcript has 10 exons. The record is from RefSeq and is a predicted model, not a curated record. NCBI's taxonomy places the organism in Eukaryota, Metazoa, Chordata, Mammalia, Chiroptera, Vespertilionidae. Gene Ontology annotation, biological process: transmembrane transport.
UGCAAGGAGUUCAUCCACCUGUCCUGUUAGAAGUGCCCUGUGCCCUGGCUGGCCGGGAGGAGCAAGGGUCGCCCAGCUCUGGGCUGGAAGGCGCUUCGGGGCCGGGCCACCUCGCCGGCCUUAUCAGAGGCAGCGCGUCCGGCCCCACGAGCUGCAGGCGGCUCCCGAUAGGGAGUCUGUGGGCGCCACACAGGACAGCGGCCCGACCUGCUGCGGGCGGCCACCCCAGCCCCGUCCGGGAGUCCUUCCUCCUCCAGGGUCCUCGUGGACGGAGCCCAGGAGCCAGCGGGGAAGCAGCCCCUGGGAGCGCGCAGCGGGCAGGUCGGGACCCGCGGCGAUCCCGCGCCCGGAGCCGCCUCCGCGGAGCCUGUCCGCCCAGCACCGCCGGGCCCGGGCUCCCUCGGUCCGGAGGCCCCGCAGGCCGCGCAGCGCUCAGGCCGCCCGCUCGCCCUCCCCCGCGGCCCGCGGGGAUGUCGGCCAAGGCCGAGGCCGGCUUCCUGAAGGAGGCUUCGCGGCAGAUCCUGGCCGGCGGCUCCGCAGGUCUUGUAGAAAUUUGCCUGAUGCACCCCCUUGAUGUGGUGAAAACCAGGUUCCAGAUUCAGAGAUGUUCAACUGAUCCAAACAGUUACAAAAGCUUAGGAGACAGCUUUCGAACAAUUUUCCGAACAGAAGGGUUGUUUGGUUUUUACAAGGGAAUUCUACCACCCAUAUUGGCUGAAACACCAAAAAGAGCAGUGAAGUUUUUCACCUUUGAGCAAUAUAAGAAAUUGCUGGGAUAUGUGUCACUGUCACCAGCAUUGACAUUUGCCAUUGCUGGACUAGGGUGUGGACUAACAGAAGCCAUCGUGGUUAACCCUUUCGAGGUAGUAAAAGUUGGCUUGCAAGCUAAUCGGAACACAUUUACAGAGCAGCCAUCCACCAUGAGCUAUGCAAGACUCAUCAUCAAGAAAGAAGGCUGGGGGCUCCAGGGCCUCAACAAAGGAUUUACAGCAACAUUGGGACGUCACGGAGUUUUCAACAUGGUUUAUUUUGGCUUCUACUUUAAUGUCAAAAGCAUUAUUCCUGUCAAUAAGGACCCAACCUUGGAGUUUUUGAGAAAAUUCGGGAUCGGUCUCCUCUCGGGCACAAUAGCCUCAGUCAUUAACAUCCCUUUCGAUGUUGCCAAAAGUAGGAUUCAAGGGCCUCAGCCGGUUCCUGGAGAGAUCAAGUACAGAACCUGUUUUAGAACAAUGGCCACAGUCUCUCAGGAAGAAGGGAUUUUAGCUUUGUACAAAGGUCUGCUUCCCAAGAUUAUGAGGCUUGGACCAGGUGGAGCGGUGAUGCUGCUGGUUUAUGAAUAUUCCUAUGCAUGGCUUCAGGAGAACUGGUGAUGGCCUAUGAAGUCUUUCUACCCCUGGAGAUAAUGCGUGUUUGCUCACCAGCACCUUGAGAUGAUCAAUCAGCUAAUCUGAUACAGUUAUAAAUUACCACUUAUGUACAAUUAUAAAGGGAAAAACAACCUCAGAUCAGAAUCUAUUUUGAUAUUUCAAAACUUAUGUCUACAUAACUUGAGACUGUAGUUUUGGCUAUAUUCAUAAAAUUGUAAGAAAAAAAUAAUAUAAAGCAAUUAGGUAUGUAAACUGAAUAUGGAAAAAAAUAGUGUAGAAGUCAUAAAUAUUUCAUAAAAACAAUAUAAGUUUUGUGACCUAUGUUUUAUUUACCUUGGUUCACAAUGAAAAUCUAUUGUAUUGAUCAUUAUUUUUCCCCAAGAGGCUAAGAAGUGCUUGAAAUAAAAUACAAAA